This is a messenger RNA of Aspergillus pseudotamarii, 1290 nucleotides long. RefSeq lists its product as uncharacterized. NCBI's taxonomy places the organism in Eukaryota, Fungi, Ascomycota, Eurotiomycetes, Eurotiales, Aspergillaceae. The record is from RefSeq and is a predicted model, not a curated record. Gene Ontology annotation, molecular function: monooxygenase activity; FAD binding. The transcript has 7 exons. The coding region runs from base 1 to 1290 and encodes 429 amino acids.
AUGUCGCAACCGGUAAAAGUUAUGAUUGCCGGAGCUGGAAUUGCUGGCCUCUCCGUAGCUGUCGCAUUAAGACGUCUUCCGUAUAUUGAGGUUGAAUUGUUUGAACAAGCGACCGAGCUUCGAGAAAUCGGCGCCAGCAUUGCCAUAAGCCCCAAUGGCCUUCGCUCACUCGAGAAGCUCGGUGUACUAAAUGCUCUCGACGAAGAUGUUGCGUUUCGUGGUCCUUCUGCUAUUCCUAUGAUUUACAGACAUUGGAAGACAAAUGAAGUUAUACACCAGGACUACUUCGAUAAUGUUACCGUCCGUCGCCAUGAAACAGCAAGAUUCCAUCGUGGACAUUUGCAUGCAGCACUCCUGGAACAUGUCCCCUCGGAACGUAUUCAUCUCAGCAAAACGGUGGUUUCCGCGGAAGCAUCUCACGACAAAGUAACACUUCACUUUGUGGACGGAACAUCCGCGCAAGGCGAUAUUUUAAUCGGCGCGGAUGGAAUCCAUUCGAAGGUGAGGAAAUCGUUCGUCCCUGACCAUCAAUUGUUUUCCACCGGAAAGGUCUUUCUACGAUCAACAUUCGACGCAUCUCUUGUGGCACACAUUCGGGAUCUUCCGUUAGAUUCCACGCAUUGGUGGGGGCCAAAGGAGAACUUUUUCGCCUCUCGACUUGGGAAGAACCAGUAUACCACUGUCGGUAAUUUCGAUAUACCAGUAAGCACGGACGGGAGGGUCAGGAAUGUACAAUGGGAUGACGAGGAAAGCGUUGAAGUACUGCGACAGCGCUACAAGGAUUGGAAUCCCUUGGUCAAAGCCUUAGUAGAUGCAACGCCCUACACGCGCAUUUAUCCGAAUCACGCGGGUCAGCCUCUCUCAACUUGGGUGCUUGACUCACGAGUGACCUUGGUCGGUGAUGCGGCGCAUACUCACGGUGGUGCCUUCGCCGCGGGAGGCUCGCUAGCCAUUGACGACGCUUAUGCACUGUUUCUUGCCUUUCGACAUGUUUUGGGCUCGUCCCGAGCUCAGAAGCCAAAGGCAUAUGAGGUCAGAGAUGCGCUCGCCUUGUACGAUGAGACGCGGCGUCCGCAUACUGAAAGGCUCUUGAAAAUUGUUCUCCACGGUAUCGGAGCCCAGGCAACAAACACAGACUCCGACGAGAUUUUAGUAGAAAGAGUUCGGAACAAACCAAACACAAUAUGGCUUUCAGAGCACGAUGUGGAGAAAGCAUUUCAACGCAUCUUACAAAACAGAUCUACGACUGAGGAUAAUUCGGUAGAGCAAGCUACAAUAAGUAAGCUCUAA